Archocentrus centrarchus (flier cichlid) is the source of this 1873-nucleotide messenger RNA. RefSeq lists its product as uncharacterized. The record is from RefSeq and is a predicted model, not a curated record. The transcript has 4 exons. Lineage: Eukaryota; Metazoa; Chordata; Actinopteri; Cichliformes; Cichlidae. The coding region runs from base 114 to 1643 and encodes 509 amino acids.
UAUACUUUCUUUAUAUAAGGUAAACACUGUCGUUUCAAGUAGUAGAAGUUCGUACUAAGUCAAACGUCAUUGGGGGAGGGCUCUUCAACAUAAAAUCUAAAUUAAAAUUUAAAAUGAGAAAUCCUUUUAAAUCAUCUUCUGAAAGUAAACCUUGUUUACAAGAAGCUGGUGGAGGAAUGGUUCUGGACCAAACAAAACAAGUUUCAAAAAUAUCAGAAGAUGAAAAUAUGGCUUCAAUUACCACCAAGAAGUCCCAUGAAUUUGAACAUCAAAGAUUUAGGAAUAUGAAGAUUGAGCCCUCCCCCAAACCUGUUUCAAGUUCAUAUGAUGGUGAUGGUACAUUUAUUUGGGAAGAGGACCAGAAGCAAGAAGAUACAGCCGAUGGCCAGGAGAAGAAUGAGGAAUUACAUGAAAUACCUAGUAAUUUUACACAAAUUAACUAUGUUUCUAAUUUUGAUGAGAAAAUUAAGUCUUUCAUAGAUCACUGGACAAAAUUAAUAAACAAUCCUGACAAAUCAAAGAUAUUUAAAAAGAUAAUGCAUAAGUUUCAAAUAGUAAGAGAAAACAAAAAUCUAAUUCCUAAAUGUAUUAGUCUUUAUCCUGAAAAGACUUUAAAAAUUGUUUUUUUUAUGAUUCAAUUUUUAAAAAAAUACCUAAGCUUGAUCCAAAAAAUUGCUGUACUUCGGCCACAAGGAGCAAACUAUGGUGGUAUUGCUCAGUUUUUUGACAAACUACUGAAAAUAUUAUCAAACCAUCAUUCAAACAUGACAGAAGACAAAGAAAUAAAUCAAUAUGCACGUUAUAUAUGCUUAAUGAAAGAUGGUACUCUAAAAAAUUCUGAAAAAUUUUAUCCACAAAAUGAAGACAAAAACAAAGUAAUCCAUAGUGAAGAAUUUCUACUUGAUGAAUUGAAUGAGUUUCUAAUACAUAAUGGAAACAUGGUAAUUGUAAUUGUAAUUUAUUCAAGUAAUAGCCCGUGUUUAAAGAGGCUUGACGAAAUUACCCCAUGCAUGUUUGAAAUUUUUCGCAAUGCUGGUGAAUGGUAUAAGAAGUAUCACAUUACCACUCAUGUAGCAUUUACCAAAAUUUAUGGGAUGUGUGGGCCAAAAUAUUUUCAACAUUUUACCUUUAACAAAAUCUCAUCUCCCGACUCUGUUUUUAAUUCUUACAUUGAAAAAUGUGAGAAUGUUCCUUUCCAACUAAAACACUUGUUGAAGGACACUUACAUAAAGCGUUCUCUUGAGACAUUGCUAAGUGAUGAAAAAAUUGAUAAAAACACCCUUGAGCAGGAUAUUAAAACUGCCCAAAGUAUUCUAAAGACUCGAGCAAACAGUUCAUGUGAUCUGCGUAAAAAUCUCUUGCUCAGAGGAGAGGAAACAAUUCCUGUUUCUUUCAAAUCUCCACCAGAAGUACAGGUUAAACUUCAUGACAAAUUGAGGGAGUUGUGGAAUGAAAUGGUCAACAACAAUUUUAUGAUACCAAUCAGAGAAUGCAUGAGGACAGACUUAAACAAUGCAGUAAUUCCUGUUUUUAAAAAUGAACUAGAGUUACUUCUGGGAAACAGCAGCUUUUUCCACCUUCACCAGAUUCCUCACAGUGUAAUAGAUCAAUUCUUUUUUUACUUAAUCAAUUUAUGCAAUUGAUAAAAAGUUUACAAUCAAUUUCUGUAUUUAGAGAAUAGUGAGUAUAUUUGGCAGUUUAAUUUUUAUUGUAAUUUUACAUUUCCCAUCCGGUUAUUGCUUUUUUGUCAUCAUUUUUAACUGCUCUGUCCUGUUCUGCUCUCCUCCUUCCCUGUUUAUUUUUGCUGAGGCUCCCAUCUCACUUAUUUGUACUUGAUCCUUCAUAGCUAAUUUUGCUUUAUUAAAAUUCUUGU